UGGUCCUAAAUAACUCUCCAGUAUACCGAAACAUAUAAGAAAUCUACCAAAACACUUACAUACUAAAGUAUUAACUUAUCCUAUAUUAUAUAUCCUGCAAAAUCACUUACUUACUUAAGUAACAUGCAGUAAAAGGUAAACUUAUUUUUAUCCCCAAAAAGGUUGAAUAACCACAUAUAAAGUUAUGACCUUGAAAAGUUGCAAAGUUUUGAUUUUGAAAACUUAGAGGGAAAGGAUUGAACCCCACAAGGGUUCAACGGCUACCUUCUUAUAUUUCAUACAAUAUGUAUAUAUAAUAAGUCCAAAGUGCCACCGACCACGACCACACACCCACCUUUUUACCUUUUUCUUCACCAUUUAAACCACUCUUGCCUCUCAUGGCUCCAACCAUUAAGCUUUGUAAUAUACCUCUCAAAUUCAAAGCUUCAAUCUUUUGGUCUAAAAUCCCCAAAAAAUGCCUAGAAGAAAAUUGCCCAUCUUUCACAAAGUCUCAAAAAUGCUUAAAGUUUCAAUCUUUAUGUCAAAAAUGAGAAAACCCAUUAUUCCAAAGCUUGUUGUGUUUAUGAAAUCACAGAAAUUGGUGAGGAAUUUCAAAGUCAAUCUUGUUCAAAAUCAUAAGAAGUAUUAUUACAAUUAUGGGUAUAUUACAGAUUAUGAGUUCUCUCCUUCUAAGACUCAUCCUCUAAUUGGGUACCAAAGAAAGCAAAAGCAUCAAAAUCAACUUGGAUUUGGAAUUAGCCUCCAAAGAGUUUAUUCAAUGCUUUUUCUUUGUAAUAACUUUCCAGCCGUUGAUGAAGAAAUCAAAGUCAAUUGUGGAGCGUUGGAUUGGGAUGAUCAUGAUGAAGAAGAAGAAGAAGAAGAAGAAGAAGAAGAAGAUGAUGGUUCGAUUGAUUUAAAAGCUGAGAAGUUUAUUGAAAGGUUUUAUGAAGAGAUGAAAAUGCAGAGGCAAGUGUCACUAUGAAAAAUGGUCAUUUUUCAAUUUCAUGCACAUUUGUUAAUUUUUUCUAUUUUUUCUUGCUUUUUGGUUAUGUAUUACCCUUUGUCAGAUUUUUUUUUUUGAUAAAGGGUAUAUUCAAAUUUUUGUUUUUGUCUAUUUAUUAUAAUUGUAAUUGAGUGAAAGACUUGAGGGUUGGUUUUGUAUUCUUUGAUAAGAGACAUUAAUCUAAGUCGGUUUUCAAUGAAUUUUUCUGUUUCUUAAAUUCAUAGAAGAAGAACACUCACAUGGGCGAUUGUAGAAAAUGAUUUUCUUCAAUAAUAAUUACUGACAUAUAAAUUUCCGGGUAAAUCUACCGUUUGGUGUUUUGGUAGA
Molecule: messenger RNA, 1309 nt
Organism: Cannabis sativa
Lineage: Eukaryota; Viridiplantae; Streptophyta; Magnoliopsida; Rosales; Cannabaceae
Exons: 1
Coding region: 455-961 (168 amino acids)
Source: RefSeq, a predicted model, not a curated record